Messenger RNA from Sphaerulina musiva SO2202, 1344 nucleotides. RefSeq lists its product as uncharacterized. Bases 1 to 1152 code for a protein of 383 amino acids. Gene Ontology annotation, molecular function: protein binding. NCBI's taxonomy places the organism in Eukaryota, Fungi, Ascomycota, Dothideomycetes, Mycosphaerellales, Mycosphaerellaceae. The record is from RefSeq and is a predicted model, not a curated record. The transcript has 3 exons.
AUGAAGCUGUCCUACAGCGGGUCAUCUCGCGCUGGCGGCAACCUGCGGGCGUUGAGCGCACAACUUCAGCGCGAGUCCACACGCCGAGCGGCCUGUGAAACGCCAGCCGUCCCUUGCGGUGCUUCCUUUUCACAGGGGACCACGGUUGACAGGGGCUCAUUUGCAGCUAGCUCACUUAAAGCUACGAUGCUGCGUACCCAAGACAUACCAGGCAAAGGGGUGGGAGUGAUUGCCACUCGACAGAUCUCUGUAGGGACUUUAGUCCUGUCUGAACGCCCGAUCAUUCAACUCGCAAGCUCCACAUACCAAGCAAACCUCGCACACCUUGUCCUAGCUCAGCUCCAGAAACUCGAUAGCCAUGACAGGGAAGGAUUCCUCGCCCUCCGCAAUACCCAUAAGCAGAUGCUUCCGAUCGAGGGCAUUUUCAAAACAAAUGCUAUACCUCUGGGACGUGGGUCAUCCGCUGGCGGUAUCUUCCUCCAAUGCUCCCGAUUCAAUCACAGCUGCACAGCAAACGCGGCUUAUCACUGGGACGCAAACCAAAAACGGGAGCGAGUGUUCGCGAUCCGCGAGAUUAAUCCCGAGGAGGAGAUUGUGGUGAGCUACCUGUCUGAGGACGUAUGGGCUCUACCGACAACGGAGAGGAAAGCGCGAAUAUUACAAGAGUUUGGCUUUCAAUGCCGCUGUGCACGAUGCGAGAACAACGAUCCCAACGAGCAGCUCCAAAGCGACCGAAGGAGGACGCGAUUUGGGGAAAUUUAUCGGACCAUUGGCGACGGAAUGCUCAUCAUGCUGAACCCGAGCAAAGCGCUAAAACUCUGCCGCGAAGCUCUCAAACUGUUGCAAGAAGAAGGGGAAUCGUCUCCCCGUUUCGAGACAAUUUACUACGACGCAUUCCAAGUAUGCAUCUGCCACGGUGAUGUGGCGCGCGCAAAAGUCUUUGCAUCUUUGGCGGUGGAUGCGAAACGUGUGUGGAAUGGAACUGACAGCUGUGAGCUGCCACAACAGGAGGAGUUGGCACGCAGGCCGGAAUCACAUCGUCUCGCAUUUCAAACGAAGAAAUGGUCUUCUGCGGGUAGCAGCAGCAGUAGCAGCAGCAAGAUUGCAGCAUCUCCAUACUCGGAUGAAUGGCUCUGGCGCCGAGCGGGCUGAGAGAGGGAAAAAGGAAGAGAAAACAAAGAAAUCUUGAAUGUAAAAAUGGUUUGUUUCUUUCUAACUCAGGUUACAGGUAAUUAUUCUCUUCCCAUCAUGUUCUCAAAAAAAAUCCCACCUCCCAGCAUCGACCGAUUUGCGAUUCCCACGAUAGAUCUCUUCUCCCCAAGAAAGAAAGAAAAGAAAGAAAGG